AUGCUGAGACACAUGAAGAGUAUGCAGACGGAGUUUUUCAAUGGAAAGGCCGACGCAAUUGUCGCGGAUAACUGGAGACGUCAACUCGAGAGGAACUUCGCUUCUGCAAGGUGCCCACCGGAGUUCCGUAGGGACCUGGCUGCUCACUAUCUUAAGGACGACGCACUAGUGUGGUGGGACGAAGUGGUCGAAAGAUCACACGGGAUACGACUGACCUGGGAUGAUUUUCUGGAAGCAUUCAAUGGGAAGUACUUUCCCUUAGAAGCCAUAGACGCGAUGGAAAUCAAGUUUCAGGACAUCCGCCAGGGGUCGAGGAAUGUACGAGAUUACGGAGACGAGUUCAACCGACUUCGGAGAUUUGUGGGUCACUACCUGAGUGAUCACGACUUAAUCCGCCGUUUCCUCAAAGGUAUGAGAGUGGAACUGAGGAAUAGCUGCAACGUGAGGGACUAUCGUGAUGUCCAUGAGCUGAUUGAGAAAGCCGCAGAACAAGAAUCAGGGCUCGAGGAAGAGUGGAAACAGAACCAGAACUCCCAGAACCGGGGUGCCAAACGGCCCCGGGAUGCACAGCCCGCGGCCGAGCCUGCUCCGUUAAGGCCCGCAUGUGAAAGGUGUGGACGAUUCCAUGCGGGGGAGUGCAGGAUGGGAGCAUGCUUCGCCUGCGGCGAGCGCGGCCAUAUAGCGAGGGACUGCCCGAAGGAGAGACAGGCGCGACGCAGGCGCUGUUACUGCUGCGGCCAGGAGGGACAUCAGGCGUGGGAGUGCCCAACACUCCAAGGAGGAAACGCGGAAGGGGCGCAACCCCAACAGCAGAGAGGGCAAGCCGCAGGGGCAAGAGCGUACGCCGUCGAGGGUCGCGAAGGAGCCGAACCAAUCGCGGGGUCUGUCGCGGUCGGAGGAGUGACAGCGUUCACUCUCUUCGACACCGGGGCAACUCACAGUUUUGUAAGCCCUAGACUUACGCGUGAGUGGGACUUUAAGGGGAACUUCAACACCAUGGUGACGGGAGUCGAGACGGCAGGAACAGAGAAAAUGGCCACGAGGGGAAGAUAUGAAGAAGUACCAGUGAUCCUCGCAGGAGUGAAUUUACCCGGAGACCUGCUGGAGUUAGAACUGGGGCGUUACGAGGUGAUCUUGGGAAUGGAUUGGCUAGCACAACACCGAGCCGUGGUUGAGUGUGCCAAAGCAUGCGUUAGGAUUCCGCUUGAUGGGAGGCAAAUCGUGUACAGAGGAAUGAGAACUAGGACCAGAAUAACUGUGGUGUCGAUGGCCCAUGCUGAAGAAGCAAUCCGGAAAGGAGGAGAAGCCUUUUUAGCCACCAUUUAA
Molecule: messenger RNA, 1326 nt
Organism: Brassica rapa (field mustard)
Lineage: Eukaryota; Viridiplantae; Streptophyta; Magnoliopsida; Brassicales; Brassicaceae
Molecular function (GO): zinc ion binding; nucleic acid binding
Source: RefSeq, a predicted model, not a curated record